Molecule: messenger RNA, 543 nt
Organism: Dentiscutata erythropus
Lineage: Eukaryota; Fungi; Glomeromycota; Glomeromycetes; Diversisporales; Gigasporaceae
Source: the annotation of a GenBank genome assembly
UUGCUUGGUGUUAAAUAUCAAAGCAAAGAUAGUUUGAUGAAAAGAUUAAAAAAAUUAGUAAAAGCCUGUGAAGAAAUUGCAUUAACUGGUCCCAUGCAAGAAAGAUUACUCACAUGCUUAAACGCGUUAGAUGGUGAUCCAGAAGGAAUACCAAUUGGAAAAAUAAACGGUAUUCCUAUUAGUUCAGUAGGAUUCAAACCUUAUUCUUUUGACCCAAACAAAAAAAAUUACAUUGAUAAACUUUUGAAAGGUUGUAAAAAAUAUUCGAAUGAUAAAAAAUUAACACAAGAAAAUCCCGAUAGUUUUAUGAAAAAACUUACCAUAUGUUGCCACUACGUGAAUGCUGAUUUAAGAGAUAACCGAGCCCUAACAAGUGAAGACUACAGAUUCGAACUUACCAUGGAUGCUACUAUCAGUAGCUUAUUUAGAAAAUGUAAAGCUAGAAAAUAUGAUAAAAGAAUGGAAGAACAUAAUGAAAUGCAAAGAGAAUCUGAUCAUUGGAAAAACUUCGAUCCUAUUCAAUUAUUAUAUAAAAAUAAAUAG